Danio aesculapii is the source of this 3991-nucleotide messenger RNA. RefSeq names its product ezrin a (gene ezra). Gene Ontology annotation, biological process: regulation of organelle assembly; positive regulation of early endosome to late endosome transport; positive regulation of protein localization to early endosome. The record is from RefSeq and is a predicted model, not a curated record. Bases 329 to 2116 code for a protein of 595 amino acids. Gene Ontology annotation, cellular component: filopodium; apical part of cell; cytoskeleton. NCBI's taxonomy places the organism in Eukaryota, Metazoa, Chordata, Actinopteri, Cypriniformes, Danionidae. The transcript is spliced from 13 exons. Gene Ontology annotation, molecular function: cell adhesion molecule binding; actin binding.
CAUCCCAUUUAAAGCAACGGGAUCGUGAACGCGCUCCGAUUGCGUCGCGUCGCCGUGAGGAGCGCGAGCCCGCGAGCAAAGGUCGAGUUUACGGCGCUGGUGCGCGGUUUAGCAGAGACCCGCUGGCACUCUUUAACUCGAGCUGUCUAACUAACUUAUCGUACUAGCUAUCACUGGGGCGAGGCUUUGACACCAUCUAUCGAAAAUGAGUCAGAAAUGAGUAUCUAGCGUCCAGUGUUCAGAUCGGCGUUCAGCACACAGACUGUUAAAGGUCCCGCGCGCGUCUCAGGUUUCUCUCUUCAGCGGCUCCCCUCACAAGACUCUCACAAUGCCGAAGCCUAUCAAUGUCCGUGUCACAACAAUGGACGCCGAGCUGGAAUUUGCAAUCCAGUCGGUUACAACAGGAAAACAACUUUUUGAACAGGUGGUUAAGACGGUGGGUUUGCGUGAGAUCUGGUACUUCGGUCUGCAGUUCACGGACAACAAAGGCUUUCUGACAUGGCUGAAACUAGACAAAAAGGUGUCUUCUCAAGAGGUGAAACAGGAGAACCCUCUGCAGUUUAAGUUUCGGGCUAAGCACUACCCUGAGGACGUGUCGGAGGAACUGAUUCAGGACAUCACAAAAAAGCUUUUCUUCCUGCAAGUGAAGGAAAGCAUCUUAAGCGAUGAGAUCUACUGUCCGCCAGAGACAGCGGUGCUGCUGGCCUCGUAUGCUGUCCAGUCCAAGUUUGGAGACUUCACACCUGAAACCCACAAAACAGGAUACCUGUCAUCUGAGCGGCUCCUGCCACAGAGAGUACUUGACCAGCACAAACUCUCGAAAGAGCAAUGGGAGGAGAGGAUUCAGAUUUGGCACGAGGAACACCGAGGGAUCCUCAAGGAAGACAGCAUGCUGGAGUAUCUGAAGAUCUCACAGGACCUAGAGAUGUACGGGGUCAACUAUUUCGACAUCAAGAACAAGAAGGGAACAGACCUGUGGUUAGGAGUGGACGCUUUGGGGCUGAAUAUCUAUGAAAAAGAUGACAGGUUGACUCCAAAGAUUGGAUUUCCUUGGAGUGAAAUAAGGAACAUCUCAUUUAAUGACAAGAAGUUCAUAAUCAAACCCAUUGACAAAAAGGCUCCCGACUUUGUGUUCUAUGCAUCUCGCCUGCGCAUUAACAAGCGUAUCCUGCAGCUGUGCAUGGGAAACCAUGAACUUUACAUGAAGCGUAGGAAACCUGACACUAUUGAAGUGCAGCAGAUGAAGGCCCAGGCCAGAGAGGAGAAACACCAGAGGCAGAUGGAGAGAGCCCAGUUAGAGAAUGAGAAGAAGAAAAGGGAGGCAAUAGAGAGAGAAAAAGAGAUGGUGGAGAAAGAGAAGCAAGAGAUGAUGAUGAAGCUUUACCAGUUUGAAGAGCAGACCAAAAAGGUUGAGAGAGACCUGCGAGAGCAGUUUGAGAGGGCACGGGUGUUGGAGGAGGAGAGGAGGAAGGUGGAGGAAGAAGCGGCCCGUCUGGAGGCUGAGAGACAGGCAGCUCUGAUGGCUAAAGAGGAGCUCGCCAGGCAGGCUGAGGACCAGAUGAAAACUCAGGAGCAGCUGGCAGCAGAUCUGGCUGAAUACACAGCAAAGCUUGCCUUGCUGGAGGAAGCCAGGAGAAUUAAAGAAGAGGAGGCCAACGAAUGGCAGAACAGGGCUAAAGAGGUGCAGGAUGAUCUGGAAAAGACCCGUGAAGAGCUGCACAAUGUGAUGGCGUCUCCUGUGGCCGCUGCGCCCAUGGCUGCGUCCAUGGCUGCACCCAUGGCGGCCCGGGCCAUGAUGGAGGAACCACUGGAGAACGACCAUGAGGAUCACGAGGAGAACAACAGCACCUACAGCGCAGAGCUGCCUGUAGAGGGAAUCGAGGACCACCGCAACGAAGAGGAGCGGAUCACUGAGGCCGAGAAGAACGAGCGUGUGCAGAAACAGCUCAUGGCUCUGAGCUCUGAGCUGGCCGAGGCCCGAGACAACACCAAAAAGACCCAGAACGACAUCCUGCACAGUGAAAACGUACAGGCCGGGAGGGACAAGUACAAGACGCUACGCCAGAUCCGCAUGGGCAACACCAAGCAGAGAAUAGAUGAGUUUGAAGCCUUGUAAUGCCUGAUAAAUUCCCCAAUAAACCUCAAGCACCGGCAGCAACUUGCUGUCCAAGGGGGGAGUUUAUCUAAUUGCCACACAUGGUCUUGCUUUGUAUUUGCCACUGAAAUGACUGGAUUAUUUACACAGUCUAUAAACACGACACCUUUUUUUAACAUAUAUGGGAAGCGUACUUUGCUGAAAUGAUGUGCUUGUUGUUAAAGAACACACUUGACAUCCUAUUUAUGCUAAUUGUGCCAAAGAUUUUGGCUUGAGAAAUCUUGUCAUCUUUUAUGGGAGUUUUUAAAAUGUGUCUAACUUUUUAAAGGGACAGUUCAGCCAAAACUGAAUAUUCUGUCAUCAUUAAGUCACCCAUUACAAAUUUAUUUAAUUAUUUUUAUUUUUUUGGAGUUGAUUACAAAAGAAGUUAAAUUAAUUCUUCUUCGUUUCCGUUCAACAAAAGAUGUUUUUUGUUGUAGAAUACAAAAGAAGUUAUUUUGAAAAAAUGUUGAAAACGUGUAACCAUUGACUUCCAUUGUAUUAGUUUUUUUAAAAUAUGGAAGUUAAUGGUUACCGGUUUCCAACAUUCUUCGAAAUAUCUUCAUUUGCAUUCAACAAAAGAUGUUUUUUUGCAAUAGAAUACAAAAGAAGUUCAUUUGAAAAACGCUGAAAACCUGUAACCAUUGUCUUCCAUUGUAUUCGUUUUUUCCAACUAUGUAAGUCAAUGUGGCGGUUCAAUCCACUGUGGUGACCUCUGAAAUAGAGACUAAGCCAAAGGAAAAUGAAUGAAUGAAUGUUUGAAAGAAAGUCAGUGGUUACCAGUUUCCAACAUUUUUCAAAAUAUCUUCUUUUGCUUUCCACAAAAAAAGUUUUUUGUCAUAGUAUACAAAAGAAGUUAUUUCGAAAAAUUAUGAAAAACUGUAACCAUUGACUUCCAUAGUAUUCGUUUUUUUCCUACUAUGGAAGUCAGGGGUUACUGGUUUCCAACAUUUGUUGAAAUAUCUUAUUUUCCAUUCAACAAAAGACGUUUUUGCUAUAUGGUAUAAAAGAAGUUAUUUUAAGAAGUGCUGAAAACCCGUAAUCAUUGACGUCCAUAAUAUUUGUUUUGUCCUAUUAUGGAUGUCAAUGGUUACUGGUUUCCAACAUUCUUCAAAAUAUCUUCUUUUGCCUUUAACAAAAGAGUACAAAAGAAGUUAUUUUGAAAACUAUGUAAGUCAAUGUGUUGGUUCAUUCCGCUGUGGUGACCUCUGAAAUAGAGUGAGUGAAUGAAUGAAUGAAUAAAUAAAUGUAAGUCAAUGGUUACCGGUUUCCAACAUUCUCAAAAUAUCUUCUUUUGCUUUCACCAAAAGAUAUUUUAAAUAUUUUGUUGUUGAAUACAAAAGAAGUUGUUUUGAAAAAUGCUGAAAACCAGCAAUCAUUGACUUCUAUAUUAUUUUGAUUUUUCCUACUAUGGAAGUCAAUGGUUACCCAUUUCCAACAUUCUUUAAAAUAUUUUGCAUUCAACAAAAGGAAAGACAUUUUAAAAGGUUUGGAACCACUUGAGGGUGAGUAAAUAGUGAGUACAUUUUCAUUUUUGUGUGAACUAUCCCUUUAAGAUCUUUGCAUUCUUCAGAAUGUGACGCAGCUUUGUUUUGUGUCAUAUGGCACAUCGCUUUCUCAUAAAAUUGAGCAUUAAAUGUUUUAAAAAGCUGAAAGGGACAAAUCCAGAAAAAAGGGGGCAAAUAUAACAUUGCAGAUAAUUGUCUAAAACAUCAGUGUGAUCAAAUAGUGGCCAUAACAAACAAGUAAGUGGAUCUUAACCGAGUUUGAUUCAAGAAAUGCUGCAUAGUAAAUUAGAUUUGUAUAUUUUCUAUGUAAUAUUUUGAAAUAAAUCUAUGAGAUUGAUUUAAAUGACAA